GCGAUGGUCAACGACGUCCUCGACCCUUCUGCACUUGUUUCUACGCUUCCGACCCUUUUACCCACCAACAAUGCGAGGCUCAAGUCCCCGCACGACGCUAUCGCAGCUCUUCUACACUCGGCCUUAAUCGCGCUCAACUUCCGUCUCGUUGCAGUGGAUGACUCCACACCUGCUAUUGCCAAUCUGAACGGCGUCUUCCCUGAAGGCUGGAACCAGCAUGGUCCAGGAAAUUACACCUUUAGGUACCGACAUGAGCAGAGCAGCCUUGAGUUCAUAGUCAAAAUCGCAAAGUUGGGUAGUCGCACCCUAGUGAAUGCGAUCGCGGUCGAGAGUGACAAGGCUGCGACUCUUGACAUAUCCACAGACGAUUAUUCGUCACCUUCUUUCUUCCCUUACGAUGCGAGCGCUUCUGAUGCGCAACCCCUUGUUCACGGCUUCAUUUCUUCCAAUCGUAUUGCGGACUUGAUGGCGCAGUUCAAACUGAAAAUAAUUCAAAAGCUGAUGCCUGGUUUGCGCAAGGAGGGGUACAGCGAAGACCCUGGAGAGGCUUCCUCCAGCACAGGAGCCGUCCCUGCGCGCACUGAUAACCCCCCUGCGCGCCCACGUACCGAAGAGCCUCCCUUUGCUCCUGAUCGACAAUUUGAUCGCCCCUAUCGCAUCCCCACUGCAAAUCCUCUCGAAAUUGGCAGGCGGGACCUUGAUCCCUUAGCUGCCAACCCUUUCGCACCGCCGAGUUUGUUCCCUAGCCACGGCGGCGACGGGAUGUUCGUCGGCCCUGACCACCCCAUUUUUGGACAGGGCAGACAUGGAAAUGGCCCGAUGCCGCUCCGUGGGCCUUGGGGAGGAGAUGGUUUCUUGCCGCCCAUGGGUGCUCCCCCCGGAGCCAGGUUUGAUCCAGUAGGGCCUGGUCCCUUUCCAAGGAGAGGAGGCUUUGGCACCCGAGGUGGUUUACCUGGGGCAGGAAAUCUGCGAGGGCCAGAUAAUGACGAAUUUAUGCCUCCUGGAGCAGGCGAUAUGUUCAUGUAGGAUUACGGAAAUUCACGAAGCUGCUGUAGUUCAUUUGUCGUAGUUGUAUUUCUUGUUGUACGAGUUUGGAAAGAACAGUAGGUGAGGCAAACUGUGUCCGUGUAUAUGUGAUCGAACUCCAUAUUUGCCGUUCGGG
Messenger RNA from Heterobasidion irregulare TC 32-1, 1162 nucleotides. RefSeq lists its product as uncharacterized. Gene Ontology annotation, molecular function: proteasome binding; endopeptidase inhibitor activity. The transcript is spliced from 3 exons. Gene Ontology annotation, biological process: proteasome-mediated ubiquitin-dependent protein catabolic process. Lineage: Eukaryota; Fungi; Basidiomycota; Agaricomycetes; Russulales; Bondarzewiaceae. The coding region runs from base 4 to 1026 and encodes 340 amino acids. The record is from RefSeq and is a predicted model, not a curated record.